AUGAUGCGAAUAAAGGAAGCUAUCUUGCGCAAGAAGAUCAUCCAACAAUUAAACGAAGAAUGGAAGGAGUACGAGGACGAGAUAGCCGAACCGACUACUGUGGAGUCUCCACCGCCCGUAGCGCCGGAUGAAAAACAAACGGCGGCCAAGCGGCCAUCUCCGGUCCCAAAACAACAUCCACUACAAGCAUUUGUUGAUGAGCUACAGACAAAGUUGACUGUUCUUCAGAAACGGGCUUUGAAAGUUACGUGGAAGCGGUUAUCUGAGGCUCCGAAGACAUCAGGGAGAGGGACGAUUCAAAUUAUGGAAAAGAUGUUCGACAAAAUGGUCGAACUCGAACCACAAGUACCAUCCCUUUUCUACAAAUCAGCCUUUAUCUCGUGCUGCCACGAUCGGAAGCAUGGAAAAAUAAUCGGAAAUACUAUCUCAACCUCAAGAGACCACGCUCAUAUUCUCGUCGAAUAUAUCGAUACCAUGUUGCAACUAAUGUUCGAGGGAAAAUCUGAUAAAACCAUGCCCUCGCCAGAAGAUAUAGGUGCCUACCACAUCCGUCUCUACCCACUAGGCUUCAGAAGGCAUAUGUGGCAGGUGUUGGGAGAGAGCAUGGCAGAGGUGAUGUUCGUGCAAGAAUGCGUGAGGGCAUAUCCGCAUGCGGCCUCGGCCUGGUCUCUACUUGCCGUCGCUUUUACCGACAAAAUGUUUGGGGCAUGCAAGCCACCAAAGGAUUUUGUGCUGGAGACCGGCACAAAAUCCGGCCAAGAAUCCCCAUCCUCCGAUUCUGGAUGCCCAUACAGCAACAAAUCAUCAACCCGUGAUGAACACUCUAGUAGCGAGGGCACCAGCGGUGUCGAUAGCUGCCCACCAUACGCAGAUCUCCACAACCCUUCGCAGCCCCGGCUUUUCGCCAGAAUCCGGCCACCCGGCCUUCUUCAUCCCUUGAAUCUCAGCCGCGAUCUGUUAACAGAGCCGCCAAUUGAUUAUACGCCAAGUCAUGAAAGACCCAUCUCACCUCCCAUCGACUACCCAAUGGAUACGCCGGAGAAAAUCGUUGGGAAGAAAAUCGAAAGUGACGGGCUGGGGACUUCAUAUUCGGUAUAUUGCUCGGAGCCACAUUUGGAAAUUGAUGAAGAUACGGUAUCGAAACGUUGGCCAACCGGUCAGCCACCACCUCGUGUUCAAAUGGGAAACCUUCGCUAUUCUAUGGUAAACCUCUACAAACCGGAAAGUGCGGACGAACCGCGAGAUAUGAACAACUUAUACCCGUACCACCCGUCCCUCCAUUCUCGCCUUACCAAUACCCACAAAUACUCCCUUGAUGAACGCCCUUCCGAUACCCUACGCCGUCGUCACUACGUCCGCAAUAUGGAACGUCAACACCGAAAUUUCCGCUCCAUCUCCCCGCAAAUGAGAACUGGCGCUCUUGAGACGUUUUUG
This is a messenger RNA of Mesorhabditis spiculigera, 1434 nucleotides long. NCBI's taxonomy places the organism in Eukaryota, Metazoa, Nematoda, Chromadorea, Rhabditida, Rhabditidae. The record is from the annotation of a GenBank genome assembly.